This is a messenger RNA of Salvelinus sp. IW2-2015, 4813 nucleotides long. RefSeq names its product rho GTPase-activating protein 39-like. Gene Ontology annotation, biological process: signal transduction. Lineage: Eukaryota; Metazoa; Chordata; Actinopteri; Salmoniformes; Salmonidae. Gene Ontology annotation, molecular function: protein binding; GTPase activator activity. Gene Ontology annotation, cellular component: cytoplasm; cytoskeleton. The record is from RefSeq and is a predicted model, not a curated record.
GACAACUGUCUCGUGUUCAUACCGUCCAACAAGGUGGGAAAAUUAACACGAAUAAAUAAACAAGUUACAUUAUAAAUUCAAGACCUAGGCAACGCAAUGCUUACAAUGUGAAAACAAUGUCUGGGAUAAGUCCUGAUUGGGUGGAGAUCCUGGAGCCACGCUCUCGAGAGCACAUGUACCUGAACCUGGCCACCAGCGAAUGCGGCUGGAACCCUCCUUUGGGCACCGCCAUUCGUCAGGCCGAUGGUAACCAGUGGUGGGAGCUGUUUGACCCCCAGAGUGGCCGCUUCUACUACUACAAUUCCGUGGAACGGCGGACUAUCUGGCACCGACCCCAGGGGGGUGACAUAGUGCCCCUGUCUCAGCUACAGGCUAUGAAGCACUGUUCUGAGGCCAAGCGGGCCGGGGAGAGCAGAGAGAGGCACCAUGAGGCGGGGAGUACAGGCAGCCAGGGAUGCCGUACCCCUCUUCCAGAGCACCAUGGGGCAGGUAGCCUGGGGAGUACAGGCAGCCAGGGAUGCCGCACCCCUCUUCCAGAGCACCAUGGGGCAGGGAGCCUGGUCAGUACAGGCAGCCAGGGACGCCGCAUCCCUCUUCCAGAGCACCAUGGGGCAGGGAGCCUGGGAGUACAGGGAGCGCAGGGAUGCCGCACCCCUCUUCCAGAGCACCAUGGGGCAGGGAGCCUGGGGAGUACAGGCAGCCAGGGAUGCCACACCCCUCUUCCAGAGCACCAUGGGGCAGGGAGCCUGGGGAGUACAGGGAGCCAGGGAUGCUGCACCCCUCUUCCAGAGCACCAUGGGGCAGGGAGCCUGGGGAGUACAGGCAGCCAGGGAUGCCGCACCCCUCUUCCAGAGCACCAUGGGGCAGGGAGCCUGGGGCGCCGCACUUCUCUCCCAGAGCAGGAGAACUCCGUCCCCAAAACCCCUGAGACCAACAGCGAGAGUGAGACCACGGACAUAGGACCAGCUCAGGGAGGCAGCAGCUCGGAUGGAACUAAGGAGUCACUGAAGGAGCUCUCUCAGAGAUGGCAGCCUUCCCCAGUGUCUAAGGCAGCCAUAUUGGUAAAUGUGAACAGUGUCAGUCGGAUCCAGCCUGGAGGCCCAUCUAGCCCGGCCCUGCAACUCCGUCACCAUAACACACACACCAAGCCCAGUGGCCACCAGACCUUCACCCUCCUCCCCGUCAGCAGCAAGCCCCCGUGGGCACACGCCUGCUUUGCCCAGGGCUACAAGACCGCUCCCUCUGGCAAGAUGGCCGCCGAUGCCCACCACCUAAGGAAGACGGGCAACGGAAGAUUCUAUCUGGUGUCCUCUGACCCUCCCCAAACCCCAGGCAAUCUCAGAUCCCAGCUCAGCACCCCCAGGUCAGUGUCACCCCAGUAUGCCUCCACACUUCCCCUCUACGAUGACGCGGGAUCACAGUGUCCCAUCUAUGAUGAGCCUCCUGCGGACAUGGAGGUGGAGGGGGCUAACCUCCAUAAUGGGCCUGGUGGUCUGUCCCGCCUCACCCCCACACACAGCCUGCAGAAGCUCAGGCUCCUCCAGCAACCUGGCUCCUCUCAYUCAAUCUCUAGGCACAAGAGGAACCCCUCUGACUACAGUCCUGCUGGCCUGGAGGGCAUCAGGCACAUGGUCAAUGUGGACCCCAAACAGGCCCUUCUGUCCACCUCCCCUGGCCUCAACCGCACCCCCACCCCACAACCGGACCCCCWCUUGGCCCAGCCCCAGAGGGAGUCAGGGACCCCAGUGAUGCCAGGUAUCCUGGAGAAGAAGCAGACAUGGCGGGCCCUGGAGGCCAGUGUGUUGAGGGCAAUGGAGGCUCGCCACAACAGGCAGAGCAGCCAGGACUUCCCCACACCUCCAGGGCCCCGGACCACCACCACCUACCAGGACUCUGGCUACUCCACUGGGCCCUCACCCAGCCUGAGGAGGAAGAGCCGGCGGAGGUUGGGGGCCGGAGGGAGACCAGGCUCAGUGGGCAGCAGCGGGGACCUGUGUGCCCUCAACGAGAGGCUGAUGGUGGAGAUGAGGGAGGUGGUGAGCCGCUCCAACACCAUGAGGGAGAUGAAGGCUGGAGGCCUGGCGACGCGAGAAGACGUCCCCUCCGCCAGCCGUUUGCUGAGCAGAGUAGGUAAUCAUAGCAUCCCGGCCCUGGCGCCGCUGGAGAUGCCAGGAAGGCAGAAGAGGACCUAUGAGAAGGUAGACAGCCUGGAGAAGAGCAUCACAAGCCAAGCCAGCCUCUCCUCACCAGACACCCCCGGACCUCCCUCACAGGCGGGGACCCUGGAACUGAAGGCUCAGUUGGACAGCAGGAAGAAAGGUACGGUAGAUGGGCCAACAGGCUCACUGGGCCCCUACCACCAACGCUCCGUCUCCCAUGACAACAGAGAGGGAGGAGGAAUAGGAGGCUCCUACCACCAGCUCUCUUACGCCACACUGCGCCAGCCCCCGACCACAGACACCUCAGGCAUGGUGGACUGGGCCAGCAAGCACCUGAACAUGCACACCCAGGGCCUGUUCCGCCGCCGUGUCUCCAUCGCCAACAUGCUCUCCUGGAACCGCGGCUCCAUCAAGAAGCCCAUGCUGGUGACCAGCGACCGCGCYGUGAGGAAGGAGGCCUGUGAGAUGUUCAAGCUGGUCCAGGCCUACAUGGGAGACMGRCCCUCMCGSCURGACCGYCGCCACRCYGCCCUGCUCAUCRUCACYAAGUGCUGGGGCAYGCAGGGCCUGAGGGAYGAGCUGUAUGUGCAGCUGGUGAGGCAGACCACGGGCAACACCAGCCCAAGGAGCCUGGCUGCAGGCUGGGAGCUGAUGGCCGUCAGCCUGGCCUUCUUUGCCCCCUCGCCCAAGUUCCGCUGCUACCUGGAGGGAUACAUCCAGAGGCACUCGGAUCCGAGCAGCGACAAGAAACAGGUGACUCAGUUCAUACUAGAGCAGCAAGAAAUGAAACUGAAGAAGAACUCAAAGUCCAGAAAGAAACGGAAACAGAACACAGAUGAAGAAGGUCUACCUAUCAGCUCGUACGCAAAGUUCUGCUAUCGCAAACUACAGAAAGUGGCCAUAACUGGAGGCAAAAAGGGUCUUCGUAAGCCCACUCUGGAGGAGAUUGACCACAGCAGACGGGCCAUCGUGACCCCCUCCCUGUUCGGCAGCUCCCUGGACGAGGUGAUGGAGCGCCAGAGUGAACUCUUCCCAGACAGGACGCUACCCUGGGUACAGGUGCAGCUCUCCCAAUACGUCCUGGCACUGGGAGGGGCCCAGACCGAGGGCAUCUUCAGGGUGCCAGGAGAUAUCGAUGAAGUCAACGCACUUAAGCUUCAGGUCGACCAAUGGAGGAUCCCAGAAAACCUCUCAGACCCCAACGUACCUGCCUCCCUUAUGAAGCUUUGGUAUCGUGAGUUGGAGGAGCCUCUCAUCCCCAUGGCCUUCUACAAGCAGUGUGUCAGUAACUAUGAUGACCCUGUGGCAGCUGUCAAUGUUGUCCAGUGCCUGCCUGAGCUCAACAGACUGGUGCUGUGCUACUUCAUCCACUUCCUGCAGGUGUUUGCUCAGCCUGCCAAUGUGUAUGUUACUAAGAUGGAUGUCAAUAACCUUGCCAUGGUGAUGGCCCCAAACUGCCUCCGCUGCCAGUCUGAUGAUCCACUAAUCAUCUUUGAGAACACACGCAAGGAGAUGUCCUUCCUGCGCAUGCUCAUCGUUCACCUGGACACCACUUUCAUUGAGGGUGUUGUAUAGACUGACUCCUGCCUUCCCUGACAUCAUAUGCCCCAUGGUUACAGAGAGAUUCACUCUGCUUUUCUGUAUGAAGCCUGCCCCACUCCAUUGACUGGUCUGAAAGCACAAAGCAGCAACACAUGCACUGGAAAAUCAUACUAUAUGUUACGAAUUUGUUGUGCUUAAGAUCCUGGAGUGCAUCUUUAAUACUGUCACUUGACAUUGGACCCACCCUCUGUUCUACUUUCUGGCUGCAGAACAAUACAUACUGUAUGUGCUGACUGCAGAGGAGACAUUGUGUUCUGUGAUGGAAACCCCACAAUGAUGACACUCAAAAAGACUACAAAUGACUUCACAUCAUAGGUACCGUUUUUUUUAUCCAGUUCGUUUUGAUGACUUUUUUUAACUGCAUGUAAAAUCUAAAUGUCAUUAUGACUGAAUGUGAAGUGCUAUUGUUUCACUGGAUAUGUGGGCUGUGCAGAAGGAGUUUCAUAUGGUUUGUAUAGGAUGGACUUUGUCGUCAGGAAACAGGGCAACUGACAAACAGACCCGGGGUCUCUGCCUUAUUUAUAUCUACAUAGAAAUCAUGUUGAUAUUUGGCCUCUUUUGUCGGACUGUGUGUGUUUUUGCAUGCGUGUGUGUGUGAUGAGGRGGAAAAUAUAUUUAAAAUGUCUCAUUGGAAAUAAGCUUGUCUGUGAUGUUUUAGUAGUUGUAUUAACAAGAGCCUGCAUUAGUCUCAAUGCUAUGUUGAUGAUUUUAUCUGAAGCGGCAGAGUACCACCACAGCUAUUUUAAUAUACUGUACAGCCAGAGCCUACGUGUCAAAGUACAAACUGUAAGAAAUAAGACCAUGUGUUUUGGAGCUUAUGUAAAAUGCCCUAUUUUAGUGAUCUGUGGAGAGAAUGUUCUGCAUUAAAAACCUUCUGGUGUUAAACUGCUGAGGAAGGAGGUUGUAAAUGUAUACUGUCUGGUAUGUGUUGUACUGUACUGUGUGUAUGGGAGAUCUAUUCAAGGCGAUAAACCAAUAUCUCAUUGAAAAGAGGCAUAAACAAAUGUACAAAGUACUACUGUCACAUUUUCUUUGUGGUCUGUAGAUAUCUU